Benincasa hispida (wax gourd) is the source of this 3102-nucleotide messenger RNA. RefSeq names its product SWI/SNF complex component SNF12 homolog. The record is from RefSeq and is a predicted model, not a curated record. NCBI's taxonomy places the organism in Eukaryota, Viridiplantae, Streptophyta, Magnoliopsida, Cucurbitales, Cucurbitaceae.
ACGAUAUCCUAUUUUCUUUCCCCUUUCUUCCUCUUCCAUAGUUGCCGCAGCUGCACCCACCACGACCACCACCUCUAGUUUUUUUUUUUUUUUUUCUUUUUCUUUUUCCUUCUCUCGAUCUUCGUUUCUCUGUUGCCGUCGCCGAUCGCCGAUCGCCGCUCCACCGCCACUUUUUUUUCUCCUCUUCUUAUCUCACUCUCGGCUGCAACCUGACGCCGCCACGCUAAUCACGUUAACCCCGAUUCCCAGCGCAGACCAAAAUCAGUUGAGCAAAAAUAACGGGAGAAACUACCGCAUACUAGUUCCAAAAUCUAUGCUAGCUCAUUAUGCAUGAUUGAAGCUCGCUUCGGAAUCUAGGGCUUGUAAUUCUCGUACGGGAAAGUGGGGGACGGAACUCUUUAGUGAUCAUCCAAGUAUAUUCGUGGUUUUGGCCUGGUUGAAUUCUUUGUUACUGUAGAUAGUGAGACUAGUUUGAAGCGUGUUUGUGAGAAAAUUCGCUAUCUGAUUGAAUUUGGGUUUCAGAGACUUUGUUGCCGGCUCAUUGUUGUGAAUGGAAUAAUUUAAUCCCACCCCAAGGAUUUUGGCUGUAUGAGUUAGGGAUGUCGGUAAAUAACAACAAUGCUAAUAGCAACAGUAUGGUGAGGAAUGUGGGGGCAACUAUUCCAGUGAAUAACAGCCCUAGUAGUAACAAUUUGGGGAGGAAUGUUGGGGCGGCCCCACAUUUUGGGAAUUCAGGCAUGGUUCCGCAAACAAGGCCAAUGAACCAUCAUGGCCAUCUACUCUCUCAGUCACAGCCUCAAAUACAUAGUGGGUCACAUUUUUCAGGUCAUUUUCAAUUGUCCGAGCCACGGGCACGUACAAUGUCUCAUGUACAGUACACGCAGGCUCAUGCUCAGGCACAAGCUCAAUCUGCUCAUGCACAUCUUCAAGCUCAUACUCAACCUGUCCAUCUUCAUAGUGCCAAUGCUAAUAAUGUUAGUAUAACACCCUCUAUUUCAACACCUGGAACAGGGAGUUAUAAGAGGCCCACUCAGAAGCCACCUUCUAGACCUGCAGGGUCUUUUAACACUAGCACUAGUUCACCAUUUAAAACCAUGGAGCUAACUCCAGCCACUAGAAGAAAGAAGGUUAAGCUUCCUGAGAAACAAAUACCUGAUAAAGUUGCUGCUCUUCUGCCAGAAUCUGCUAUUUAUACCCAAUUGCUUGAAGUUGAGGGUCGUAUAGAUGCUGCUCUAGCAAGAAAGAAAAAGGAUAUUCAAGAGUCUUUAAAGAAUCCUUCAUGCAUUCAAAAAACCCUACGGAUCUAUGUCUUCAAUACAUUUGAAAAUCAGAAUCAAAAUAAUUCUGAUCAGAAUAGUGUAGAAUCCCCUUCAUGGUCACUUAAGAUAAUUGGAAGGAUCUUGGAAGAUGGAAAAGAUCCUGUUAUCACUGGAGCCAUGCAAAAUUAUAAUUCUACAUACCCAAAAUUUUCAUCUUUCUUCAAGAAAAUUACUAUAUACUUAGAUCAAAGCCUUUAUCCAGAUAACCAUAUAAUUCUAUGGGAGAGUGCCCGUUCUCCUGUUCCACAAGAGGGCUUUGAAGUGAAGAGAAAAGGAGACAAAGAAUUUACGGCAGUGAUACGAUUGGACAUGAAUUACACCCCCGAAAAGUUUCGUCUUUCACCUUCUCUGUCAGAUGUGCUUGGAAUUGAAACAGACACUCGCUCAAGGAUUAUGGCUGCACUAUGGCAGUACGUGAAAGCUAACAAGUUGCAGAAUUCAAAUGAUCCUUCUUUCAUUACAUGUGAUCCAGGUCUUCGGAAAGUGUUUGGUGAAGAGAAGGUGAAAUUUUCUAUGGUCUCUCAGAAGAUAUCGCAACAUUUAAUUCCUCCACAGCCUAUAAACAUACAACAUAGAGUUAAGAUUUCGGGAAACUCUCCUGUUGGAACUACAUGUUAUGAUGUCAUGGUGGAUGUGCCUUUUCCAAUAGAAAAACAAAAGUCAGCAUUCUUAGCAAACCUUGAGAAGCAUAAAGAUAUAGAUUCCUGUGAUGAAUUGAUUACUGCUGCGGUAAAGAAGAUCCAUGAGCACUGUCGAAGGCGAGCUUUCUUUCUUGGCUUCAGUCAGUCUCCAGCAGAUUUUAUCAAUAACUUGAUAACUUCUCAAACAAAGGAUUUAAAGAUAGUUGCUGGAGAUGCUAGCCGUCUUUCAGAGAGAGAACGUCACUCCAAUUUCUACAGUCAAUCAUGGGUGGAGGAUGCUAUCAUUCGGUAUCUGAACCGUAAACCUGCUGGAAGUGAUGUUCCUGGAAGUACUUAAGGAUGCCGCUCAACAUCAAAAUUGAAAGAGGUGACGUCAGUUUGAUAUUCAUCUCCUUCAUCAACCUUUCCUAAUAGAGGGAGUAAGUAUCAUGAAAAUUAUAGGAAUUCUGUAUUUUAGCCCAUGGCUUGUUUGACUAGGUUAUUAUCUAGUCAGGGAGAGUCAUCUUAAUUGGGCUAUAACUAAAAUAUUUCCAUUUUGUACCAUUUUUCAGCUAGAUGUUAGAAUCAUAGAUGGUUUUGCUUGUCUGUUGCCAAAGGUUCUUUUUCAUACAAAUUACAUCAAACUCAGGCAACUAUCUACCAUUUUCUGUUUCUUAGUGGCCUCUCUUAAAGCUAUCAGAUGUAGGAACAUCUUAUUCUAGAGAGUUUCCUGCAGGCUGCAUUUGGGUGUUCACGAAUGAGUAAUAUUAUUGAAGAUCUGAUUUGUACUGUAGUUGUAGAGCUUGUAUGUGUUGAAGAUUCCUUCAUUCUCAGGAGGCCGCUAAUGGCUAAUAUACCAGGAUAGAUGCAGCGAUUAGCAGACAAAUCCGAUUUGAAACCAAUGCAACUCUAACCCAGGGCAAUAAGAGAGAAGGUCCCACCUCCUCUUAGAUUAUUCUGAUAAAUCUGACCAAACUUUGUGACAGUUUACUGCCAUUAAACUCAUUGCUUUGGUGCUUUGCUAUGCACAUUAAAUGUGCUCCCACUUGUACGUGAUCAAAUUCUUAUCAUGUACAUAACAUUUAUGAAAGUUCCUGAUUAGUUAGAUUACAAAUAACUUGAGUUGUUUUGAGGAUUUCAUUUGAAAUUUAUUUAUUUCUAUA